GUCGCUUUGUUCUGGGACUACGAGAACAUCCAGGUGCCAUCAACUCCGGCCAACAUCAGAGUACCCAUUGUCCAACGGCUAUGCCAGCUGGCACGAAGAUAUGGGACGGUUGACGUACUGCGCCUCUACACGGGCGUAUGGAGUGUGAAGUCCAGAAGAAGUGUGCUUCUGCGAGAAGCGAUGCAUGAGGAAGGCAUCGAGUUCAUCAGAUGUGAACACGGCGGCUGUCAACAGGUGGUCGACACCAGGAUAAUGGCCGAUGUCGAUGCAUAUACGAAGUCAUCUUCGCCUCCCGCGACGAUCAUUAUCGUCGCGGGCGAUAAAGAUUACAUACCGACAGUCUCUAAGCUCGCAACAAAAGGGUUCCGAGUGGUCGUAGUGUGCCCCAAAAUGGCA
Messenger RNA from Laetiporus sulphureus 93-53, 396 nucleotides. RefSeq lists its product as uncharacterized. Gene Ontology annotation, molecular function: RNA nuclease activity. NCBI's taxonomy places the organism in Eukaryota, Fungi, Basidiomycota, Agaricomycetes, Polyporales, Laetiporaceae. The annotation marks the transcript as partial. The record is from RefSeq and is a predicted model, not a curated record. The transcript is spliced from 3 exons.